UAUAUAACUGACACAUGUCCACAACACAACACUGUUCAACCAGACCAAAUCCAUUCAAUAAGGAAAGAGGUAACAGACACUCAUCUGCACAGCAGGUGUGACAACAAACCCUCUGUUACAGUGAACCCCACCUAUUGGCCAGUAUGCUGCAGUUCCUGAUUCUCUUUUUGCUUCUGGACAGAAAAACUAGUGGAGGUGAAAUCAGGUUGGUGAAUGGCAGUAACUCAUGUUCUGGACGAGUGGAGGUUCUUCAUAAUGGGAUAUGGGGAACAGUGUGUUCAGAUUACUGGGAUCUAUUAGAUGCUGCAGUGGCAUGCAGAAAUCUGGGCUGUGGAAAUGCUAUAGAUGUAAAGUUUAAUGCAACUUUUGGAGAAGGUUCAGGACAAAUAUGGCUAGAUGAUUUAGCUUGUGUUGGCACUGAGUCCUCAUUUUCAACCUGUGGAGGACCACCAUGGGGAGUAAACAACUGUGGACAUAGCCAAGACGCUGGAGUCAUUUGUCAAGCUUCUGUUAGGUUAGUAAACGGCUUCAGCUUUUGUUCUGGGCGAGUGGAGGUCCUUCAUAAUGAGACAUGGGGAACAGUGUGUUCAGAUUACUGGGAUCUGUCAGAUGCUGCAGUUGCGUGCAGAGUACUGGGGUGUGGAGAUGCUAUUGAGGUCAAGACUGAUGCAUUUUUUGGAGAAGGUUCAGGACAAAUAUGGUUGGAUGAUUUAGCUUGUUAUGGAACUGAGCCUACAUUUUCAUCCUGUGGAGGACCAACAUGGGGAUCAAACAACUGUGGACAUAGCCAAGAUGCUGGAGUCAUUUGUCAAGGUUAUAUACGGUUGGUGAAUGGCAGUAACUCUUGUUCUGGACGAGUGGAGAUUCUUCAUGAUGGUCAAUGGGGAACUGUGUGUGAUGAUAACUGGGGUCUACCAGAUGCUGCAGUGGUGUGUAGAGAACUGGGCUGUGGAGAUGCUAAAGAUGCAAAGUCUAAUGCUCAUUUUGGACAAGGUUCAGGACCUAUAUGGCUGGAUGGUGUAAACUGUACUGGAACCGAGUCUACUCUAAAAAGCUGUAGAGCAAAUAAAUGGGGAGAACACGACUGUGGACAUCGUGAAGAUGCUGGAGUUAUCUGUCAAUAUAACUUCACCUAUAUCAAUGAAUCACAAAGCUGGAUUGAUGCACUGCGGUAUUGUCAAACUCAUCAUCAGACUCUUGCGCACAUAUUAAAUGCAACAGCACAGACGCACAUCACACGGAUGCUGCAGGGUAUAGAAAUUACCAAAGGAGUGUGGAUAGGACUUGAAAGAAAAAUGCAGAUCAAUUCAUCCCCUUGGCUGUGGACCGAUGGGUCUCUUGUAAACUAUUCUUUGUGGCAUCCCAGUUUUCCACUGAAUCAAAUGGGCAGGUUUUGUGGAAAACUGCUUAAGAAUUCAACAAGUAACACAUUUAAAUGGGUGGAUGAUUGCUGCUUUCAGAGCCUUCCUUUCAUCUGUCAGGGAUGAAACACUUGGUGGCGCUACAUCCUACUUUUGAAAUCUUUGACUGAUGCUGAGAGAUAUUUAGACUGUCAUGAUUAUUUGUUCAUCUUUGUUUUACAAUUUGUUACAAUAAAAUGCGCUGAUUUGUAGUAUGUAACUCUGUAUAAGUAUUAUUAAUACAUGUUCUAAAAUCUUUAAAUCUUAUGAAAAAAAUUAUACGCCUAUUCUUUGUCAGCUUAUAUGAAAUGCAUGGCUAAUAAACCAUUACUAUAAGUAAAUGUUGGUUG
Molecule: messenger RNA, 1750 nt
Organism: Paramisgurnus dabryanus
Lineage: Eukaryota; Metazoa; Chordata; Actinopteri; Cypriniformes; Cobitidae
Source: RefSeq, a predicted model, not a curated record